AUGGAUUUUGUAUCCGAGAAGAACAGUUCUGUGCAUCCUCCUACCUCAGACCACAAGGGCGAAACUAUCCAGGAUGAAGCCAUUCAUGUUCCCGGCUAUGAUCCCACCCUCAGGAUAGAAUCAAACGAGACCAGAAGAGCAUUACUCAAAGUUGACUUCCUUAUCCUCCCCAUCAUAGUUCUUUGUUUUUGUUUCCUCCAGUUCGACCGCACAAAUAUCGGCAAUGCUCUGACCGACACGCUACGGACUGACAUCAAUAUCGACAAUGCAGAUAUCAACCUAGCUCAGACUCUCUUCACCGUGGGCUUCAUCGUGACAGAAUUGCCCUUCAACAUGAUUAGCAAGUACAUGGGCCCAGAGAGGUUCCUCCCCAUCACUAUGUUCUGUUGGGGUAUUGCUACUUGGUCUCAAAUCUUUUUGAAGAAUGCUUCUGGGCUGUAUGUAGCUCGCUUCUUUGUGGGCGCGCUCGAAGGUGGUUACAUCCCAGGCUUCGCUCUCUAUAUAUCGCGAUUUUACACGAAUCAAGAGCUGGCGUUGAGGUAUGCCAUCUUCUGGGCCUCCAACAGCUUUGCGGGAGCUCUUGGUGGUCCACUUUCCAUCGGUCUUCUUUCACUUCGCGGAAGAGGUGGCCUUCAUGGAUGGCAAUGGCUGUUUUUGAUUGAGGGUGUUUUGACUUGUGUCCUUGGCAUCUUUGCAUACCUUUACUUCCCGCACAACGCGGCCAAGCCAAAGUCGUUCUUUGGUAAAUCGUUCAACAUCUUUACCGACCGCGAAGCAUCUAUCCUUGUUACCCGUGUUAUCCGAAACGACCCUACGAAAGCCCUCCGAUACGGUCAGCCUGUCCUGUUCUCUCACAUCGUCGACACAUUCACAGAUUGGAGGCUAUAUGGACACCUCGUAGCCGGGUUUCUCUCUAUGGUAAUGAUCUCACCGAUGAACACAUACGCACCGUCGAUCAUCAAGUCGCUGGGCUUCACUUCACUUCAAGCCAACGGUCUCAAUUCUGUUGGUAGCGUCUGUGCUCUGGUGUGGUCGGUGACGCUGGCUUUCAGCAGUGAUCACUUUCGCGAGCGCGGAUACCACAUUGCACUCGGUUACCUCUGGGGAGCAGCCGGCCUUUUAUGGCUCGCACUGGCGCCUGAUACCGUGAGUAAGUGGACACUUUAUGGAGGAGUUGUUUGGACACAGAUGGGAAUGGGAUGUGUACAAGCUAUCAGCGCAGCGUGGCUCACUGUCAAGAUGGAGGACUACAAGAGACCUGUGGCCCUGGCUGCUUAUGUGAUGAGCAUCCAACUCGCCAACUUUCCCGGAAACCAACUGUUCAGAACUCAAGAUGCACCUCGUUACACCCGCGGACUUAGUAUUGCGGCUGGCUGUGCGAUUGCCGCCGCAGUUGUCAUACUCGUGUAUAAGUUGCUGUAUCGCUUAUUCGAUAAUGGCGAUGCUGGUGUGGAAGCAGAGUUUCAGGUUACUCCUGGUGAAGACAGGAUCGAUGGACUAUAG
This is a messenger RNA of Fusarium sp. VM40, 1503 nucleotides long. Lineage: Eukaryota; Fungi; Ascomycota; Sordariomycetes; Hypocreales; Nectriaceae. The record is from the annotation of a GenBank genome assembly.